Molecule: messenger RNA, 447 nt
Organism: Mizuhopecten yessoensis (Yesso scallop)
Lineage: Eukaryota; Metazoa; Mollusca; Bivalvia; Pectinida; Pectinidae
Product: golgin subfamily A member 6-like protein 1
Exons: 1
Source: RefSeq, a predicted model, not a curated record
GUAGCAGAUCUUACCAAAGAAGAGAACAGAGAUCAAGAAAAGGAAAACUGUCAAAGAGAGAAGUUUAGGCAAAGGGAAGACGAAAGAAAGGAAGAGAAAAAUCUAAAGGAAGAGGAAAAGCUCAGAAAAGAGGACGAAACAAGGAUAAAAGAAAAAGAAAAGCGAAGGGAAAAAGAGGAAAAACGUAUAGAAGAGGAAGAAAAGCGAAUGGAAAGAGAGGAAAAACGAAUAGAAGAGGAGAAAAUUCGUAAGGAAGCGGAAAAAAAACGUAGAGAAGAGGAGGAAAAACGUAUAGAAAAGGAGGAAAAGCGUAAGAAAAGGGAGGAAAAACGAAUAGAAGAGGAGAAAAGGCGUAAGGAAGAGGAGAAAAAACGUAGAGAAGAGGAAGAAAAGCGUAGAGAAGAGGAAGAAAAGCGUAGAGAAGAGGAAGAAAAGCGCAAGGGAAAG